Messenger RNA from Gossypium raimondii (Peruvian cotton), 2152 nucleotides. Its product is annotated as probable protein arginine N-methyltransferase 3. Gene Ontology annotation, biological process: peptidyl-arginine methylation. Lineage: Eukaryota; Viridiplantae; Streptophyta; Magnoliopsida; Malvales; Malvaceae. Bases 80 to 1966 code for a protein of 628 amino acids. The record is from RefSeq and is a predicted model, not a curated record. Gene Ontology annotation, molecular function: protein-arginine N-methyltransferase activity. The transcript has 7 exons.
AGGGUUUCUGAUUUUCCAGCACAGGGUUUAAGGUUUCUCGCUUUCUCUGUCUUUCUACUUUCAGUAAUUGAAGAAACUAAUGUCGAAGAACCUGAUGGAAACCGAAGAAACCAAUCGGUUAACUCGAGAAGAAGAGGAAGAAGAUGAUGAAGACAGUAGGGAAGCUUGGACUGAAGAAGAAAAUGAAGAAGAUGGUGAUGAAAAUGACGAAGAUUUAGAGUUCCUCUGUUUGUUCUGUGAUUUCAAGUACAGUUCUUGCGAUGCCCUGUUCGACCAUUGUCGUUUAACUCAUUUCUUCGACUUCAAUGGAAUCAGAAAAGAUUUGGGAUUGGAUUUUUAUGGUUCAUUCAAGCUAAUCAAUUAUGUUCGUUCUCAGGUAGCAGAUAAUAGAUGUUGGAGUUGCGGAGUCUGCUGCCAGUCUAAGCAAGAUCUACAAAGUCAUUUACAUCCAUCUGUCAAUACUAAAGAUGUUAAGCUUCUUUUGGAUGACGAUAAGUAUCUCAAUCCUUUCAUGCGAGAAGAUUCACUGCUUUACAGUUUUGACGGAGGUGAAGAAGAUGAAGAUGAAUGUAACACAUCAUUUGAAAAAGAGGAGAUUGUUAAGGAUUUUGGUAGUGUCUGCAUUGAUGAUGACGAUACUGCAGAAGAGACUGAGUUAAAUGGCGAGACCUAUAACAAAGAUAAAAAAACUGUUAUGGCAUGUCCCAAUGGUCAUUUGAGCUUGGCAAGUUCUUCUAAGAUAAUAACAGAAAAUGGAAUGGAUUAUGGAGAAAAUGCUAGGUCAGUAGAAAGUGAUCCGAAGGAUAAGCAAUCUAGAGUUUGUAUUGCAGAUGUUGUUGAAAAGGAUAUUAAAAAGAUCAACGAUAGUUAUUUUGGGUCAUACAGUUCAUUUGGAAUCCAUAGAGAUAUGAUAAGUGACAAGAUAAGAACAGAUGCUUAUAGGCAAGCUUUAUUGAAAAAUCAUUCUCUCCUGAAUGGUGCAGUUGUUAUGGAUGUAGGCUGUGGUACUGGCAUACUAAGUCUCUUUGCAGCACAAGCAGGAGCAUCAAGGGUAAUUUCCAUCGAAGCUAGCGAGAAGAUGGCUACAGUGGCAACUCAGAUUGCAAAGGACAAUGGCCUUUGGCGGAGUAAAACUGACAGUGAAGGUAAUAAAAGUUGUACCGGUGUAAUUGAAGUGGUUAAUUGUAUGGUUGAGGAUCUUGAUAAAUCCAUACAAAUUCAACCUCAUAGUGUUGACAUAUUAGUAAGUGAAUGGAUGGGAUACUGCCUCUUAUAUGAGUCCAUGCUCAGUUCAGUGCUCUUUGCAAGAGACCGAUGGUUGAAGCCUGGAGGGGCAAUACUUCCUGAUACAGCAACUAUUUUUGUUGCUGGAUUUGGAAAGGGUGGUACCAGUCUUCCCUUCUGGGAAAAUGUUUAUGGCUUCAAUAUGUCUUAUAUUGGAAAGGAAGUUGUUGAAGAUGCCGCUAAAUUUCCUAUUGUUGACAUUAUUAAUCAUCAUGAUCUAGUAACCAAUGCUGCUGUGCUUCAGAGCUUUGACCUUGCAACCAUGAAGCCUGAUGAAGUAGAUUUCACUGCGACUGCUGAGUUGGAAGCAAAGAAUGAUACUUUGGAUCAUAAGGCAACCGCAUGUUUUGGGCUUGUUUUGUGGUUCGAGACAGGAUUCACCAGCCGGUUCUGCAAAGAAAUGCCAACUGUUCUAUCUACAUCGCCAUAUACUCCUAAAACCCACUGGUCACAGACGAUCCUCACUUUUCGAGAACCAAUUUCGGUGGCAUCAAGCAAGUUCACUGCAGAAGGAUCUGCAGCUGUUGGGACAGAUGCUUGUCCGGCUUCAAAAAUUCUUUUGCGAAUCAGCAUUGCUCAUGCAACACAGCAUCGGUGCAUUGACAUAUCCCUCGAAACUGCUGGAGUUGGCUCCGAUGGUCGGAAACGCAGUUGGCCAGCGCAAAUGUUUAAUUUAACAUGAUAAGUUCUCAUCAUAGAAAGCGUAUUUUGCUACGUUUAUUUUUGGUGGAAGAAUGUAAGUUAGCUAAGAAUUCAGGCUAAUGCUAGUAAUAUUGCUUCAUUUAUUUCCUGAAAAUCUUUUUAAUCCUUUUUAUGGUGAAAGUUUGAAAGUUAAGUAUCUUAAGCAUACGAUACCAAGCUCUUCUAA